Suillus subaureus is the source of this 2352-nucleotide messenger RNA. Its product is annotated as rab-GTPase-TBC domain-containing protein. The record is from RefSeq and is a predicted model, not a curated record. Gene Ontology annotation, molecular function: GTPase activator activity. The transcript is spliced from 5 exons. NCBI's taxonomy places the organism in Eukaryota, Fungi, Basidiomycota, Agaricomycetes, Boletales, Suillaceae. Bases 44 to 1912 code for a protein of 622 amino acids. Gene Ontology annotation, biological process: positive regulation of GTPase activity; endoplasmic reticulum to Golgi vesicle-mediated transport. Gene Ontology annotation, cellular component: endoplasmic reticulum membrane.
UCUUCGGUGGAUGAGGGCAAACUUGGGGCAAACCUAAGUAUCCAUGACGUCGAGUCCCGACAGUAGGCUCGCUGCCAUGCUCGACGAAGGCACAAUGAACUGGGAUGCUCUACGAGCUCAGAGCCUUCGUCCUGGUGGAUUCGGAAAGGAAAGAACACGUGUCUGGCCUGCCCUUCUUGGAGUCUGCGUUCCGUCAGAACCUCCUCCGUAUGUAGAAAUCUCUCCGGAACCUUCUACAAACGACCCGCCCCAUCCUGACGAACGUCAAGUACGUUUGGAUACCGACCGGAGUUUUGUGAUGUAUCCCGCAGACGACGACGACGACGAAAGUCGCCGAACUGUAUUGCAGACUUCUCUCAACAGUUUAAUCGUUUCCCUCCUCCGAAAGCGUCGGAAGUUGCACUAUUUCCAAGGAUACCACGACAUCGUCACUGUUGUUUUACUAACUCUUCCACCAGAGCUUCAGCUCCCUUGUGUAGAAAAACUUUCCCUCCAUCGAGUGAGGGACUCUAUGGGACCCACGUUAGAGCCUGUAUUGGGACUUCUCCGGAUCACGCGUAAUCUUCUGCGUAUUAUCGACCCUAAAUAUGCAAUGCUGCUUGAGAGCAUUGCACCCCUACCGUUCCAUGCCCUAUCAAACCUUCUCACCCUCUUUUCACAUGAGGUACCCACCCUACCCCUUAUUCAGCAUGUCUGGGAUUUUCUACUCUGCCGAGAACCUUUGGCAGUGGUAUGGCUAGCCGUCGCUGUCAUUCUCGUUCGAAAACCUGAUGUUCUUCAAUUAGCAGUAGAAAACGAGGACGGCAUGAUACACUCAGUUUUGAGUGCUCUGCCUUCACUCAGCGAUGAUCCCGAAACAGCAGAUGACGUUCCCUCCGAUCAGCAUACUCGAUCAGGAUCCCUAGAUGAGGGAGACAGCGUUACCUUCAACACGGAGGAGGCGGAGCGGCUCUCAGAUGUACCCGACGAAAACACAAGCAACGGACUUUCUACAGGACAACGUCAAAUGAUCGAACAGAAACCAGUCCCCUGUCUGACAGAGAAUGGAGCGUCCAAAAAUAUCAUCGAUGGUCAAGUCGUACGUGGAGAGAGCAAUAUGACUGUUGAUGCUAGCCACUCUGCUGAGGAUUGGGCCAUCCAACGAUCGGAUGAUUCACACUCCGCGUUAUUCUCAGCUCAGCCUCUAGAAACCGAGAGAUGUUCGGCCAUAAUUUCUUCAGAGACUCUCAUCGAUGACACUGCCAAAAUUAAUACUGAUAGUGACUUUGUUCAGCCCUCACAGCCACAACUGGUCCCACCCCACCCGCUGUUCCUUUCUAGGCCGACAUCCCCUACGUCGCCACGUAUAUCGCGUUCUAGCUCCCGCACUGCCUCCCGUUCACCCUCAUCACCUCCUCAAAAUCUCCGCCGGCCUCCAAUCUCACUUCCGUCCCUUCUAACACACGCCGCACAGCUCCUUGAGGCUUAUCCUCCCACCCUUCCCGAGCUACGCGUUAAGGAUAUACUUGGGCCCAAGAGCGUUGUGCACACGUGGAAACCUCCCCAAGAUGGUUUCUCCACACAAUGCGGCAAUGAACUUGAUGACGACGCAGAGAGCUGGGUUGGGAGCCCUGAUGUCGUUGUCCCGUUUACAGAAGAUGAGGAUAUUGAGAGCGAAAAUGAGCGAAAGACGAAGUUACGCACAGGCCCCGUGAUAAGGCACCGGAGACUCGUUCUCCUUCAUCGCCUACGUCUUCGGCUCGGACUGCUCACUCCUACGGAGAAACGAAUACUUCUGUUAGGUGCAGUAGCGGCAGUUGGCCUUGCCGUUGCCCUUCGGCAGAACAGGGGCUUUUCGGACACGAGGAUAGGGUGGAUAACAUGUGCAUGGGCAUGGGCAUUCGGCGGAAUUCGGUUUAGAACUGUGGAAUGAACUACACCAUAAGUAAGUGCCACUUCAACUCUAAUCAGUCUUCCUAAGAGUAUCUGUGCAUCGUAUCACAUAAUCACUGAACAACUUGGCAUUUUUCAUGGAACACUUACAUAGUCUUCAGAUGUCAGAAACCUUGAUCACAUGCGCAUCAUUCCGAUUGACUCGCGCGAGAAAAUUUUAUUUUGGAUAGAUUUCACGAUUACGGACAAGUUUUACUGUUGAUGAUACUGCAACAGCUCAGGAUUCCAUUUCGAUUGUAGCGUUGUAAUUGUGAUCACGAGGUGAUAUCUAGGGAUCAUCAGAACGUUGACAAUAUAUCUAAUCAUUAAUGUCAUCUUUCAGCUAUGCCACUUACCGAGUAUGGAUAAAACAAUAUCGAGUGAAUUCGAUUUCCUGCACUGCCUGCUCUAUAAGGUCUACUGAUCCGUGGCACGAGACGA